CAUCAUCGUAGAAAUGGUUAUAAUGGCAGAAAUUCAUGUCUCUAGUGUUGUUUAAGUUUGUGAAACUGAGUGACAAAACAGAUAUCUAUUUUGUUAAGAAUAUUGUAACGUGUAUAAAAGUUUGAUCUUUUGGGACUCUUCAUGCAGAAAUCUUUCUUCUAGUGGAAAUACUAAAUAACGAAACAACGUUCUCUCUAUCAUAUACAUUCAAAGUCAACAUCGACGUUUUUGUGUUUUUUUUUAUGCUCAUUUACUUUGUUUAUUAUGAAUUUGAUGGAUUUUUUCGUGCUAUAACUUAACGACGGAUUCAAUAAUAUAGUUUUUCAUCGUUAUAGACGUGAAGAAAUGAAACAUAGUUUAAAAUAGUAAUAUUCAAAUUAAUUUGUUCAUUCUCAUUUCCCGUCUUCAAUUUUGAUAUGACCAUUGCCAUGGUGCUGUGAUAAACAGGUUACUACUAGGAGUUAUUGUCAUGGACUGUCUUCGAUUCUAUGAAAUUAAACAAGUUACAAGUGAUGCAAUAGAAAACAAGUGAUUGUGGUAAUUGACAUAAAAGAGUGUUGGUGUGCCCUAGCAGGUAUUUUGUAGUGGAGUCACCAGGCUAUGGCUAACCUGAACUUUGAGCAACCACCACGCAGUAUUGCGAACGCAAGCCUUAUAUCGCGCACAGGUGGUGGGGGGGGCUUAAAUUCAUCGACCCUUACGGGUCAUGUCACACCUACCUCGAGCAUGUUCUCAGGCUCAUCUGCAAGCACUUCCAGUUCGGUUAACUCUGCGGUAGUAGUUACUAACGUUUAUCCUGGAGCAUCAGGAGCAGGAGGUGGACAAAAUAGUCAUCAGUCUCAACAGCAACAGCUCUCUCCUAUGGGUACCAGAGGACUGUUUGGGCAGAGAGCUUUUACAGAUAGACGUACAAUGCCUGCUCUUGGAACAUCAAAUCCAAUGGCUAGCAUGGGCACAUUUGGAAUACCUCAAAGUCGAAAUUACGGAUCUCAAAUCAAUAAUUUUCACUCUGUUUUUGGCAGUGGAGGAGGUGGAGAUACAAGUACUCCUCCAUUGUUGGAUCUAUCUGAGUUUCCUUCAUUAACAAACAGAGGACAGGGUGAUUCUAUGCCGCAACCUAGUCCUAUGCCAGGCAAACAACCUUAUGUUGGGAUGGUAAAACAACCAACAUCUGAAUCAAGUGAGUUUACAAUGAGUUCUGAGGAUUUUCCAGCAUUGCCUGGAACACAAAAUAGAGAAGGGCCAUCGCCCGGUGGAAGUGUUUCUGGAGAUAAAAACAUACCUGUUGGACUUGGUCCUGAAAUUGGACAAGAUAUAUUGCAGGCAAAUAGAGCACCAGGAUCUGAGAAAUCUCAAUUAACUAAAAGAGGUGUACAAAUAUUUCCUGAUGGCAAGGUGCUUAAUUUACCAACUAGUAUGAUACAGGACCAGUUUGGAGUAGUUGGGUUAUUGACAUUUAUUAGGGCAGCUGAUACAGAUCCGAAUCUAGUAACUUUGGCAUUAGGCUACGAUUUAACUACGUUAGGAUUAGAUCUUACUUCAGGAGAUAGUAUUCAUCAAAAUUUUGCCGGACCUUGGACAGAAAUACCAUGCCGACCUCAGGAUAUCGAUUUUCACGUACCGCCAGAAUACCUUAUUAAUACAGCCAUCAGGGAUAAGCUAGCACCAAUUAAGCUAAAUCGAUACAAAGAUGAUCUACUAUUUUAUAUGUUUUAUACAAAUAUUGGGGAUAUGAUGCAAUUAGCAGCAGCAGCGGAGUUGUAUACUAGAGAGUGGCGAUAUCAUAUGGAAGAAAAGGUUUGGAUAACGCAAGCACCAGGAUUGGGACUUGUAGAAAAAACAUCAACAUAUGAACGCGGUACUUAUUAUUAUUUUGAUGCGCAAAGUUGGAGAAAAGUAGCAAAAGAAUUUCAUUUGGAAUAUACAAAACUAGAAAGUAGACCUAUUCUUCCCCCAAACUUUUACCUAAACCAGCCUUGACUACAGAUCUGCUUGCAGACCAUUGUACUGUCUUUAAGCUGGACAGGAAACAGCUAUUGUAUAAAUGAACAAAUUUAAUAAUCUUUAAUAAAAACAUAAAAUUUGAAGAGUA
This is a messenger RNA of Bombus pyrosoma, 2092 nucleotides long. Its product is annotated as regulator of gene activity. Gene Ontology annotation, biological process: regulation of DNA-templated transcription; nuclear-transcribed mRNA poly(A) tail shortening; regulation of stem cell population maintenance. The transcript has 10 exons. NCBI's taxonomy places the organism in Eukaryota, Metazoa, Arthropoda, Insecta, Hymenoptera, Apidae. Bases 601 to 1980 code for a protein of 459 amino acids. Gene Ontology annotation, cellular component: P-body; CCR4-NOT core complex. The record is from RefSeq and is a predicted model, not a curated record.